AUGCGCAUGUAUCCAGGCAGCCGGGCGGCGGAGAACACUACUGGACGGGUGCAAUGUAACCGGAGGUCGGGAGAGACUAUAGGACACAGCCCUUAAAAGCGGGAGGGGAGGGUUUAACCAUUAACCAGCAUUAACCAUUGAGGCAGCUGCGCGGAGCCGGUAACGGUACAUAAGGCGUGCGCACCGGCGUCCACGCCUCAGCCUGAGCGCGUUACCAGGAGCUGCAGGACACAUGCAGCAGCUACUCGGGGUCCUUGUUCUCUCACUCAUCUCCCCUGUGGACCGCUGACACUGAAAGGUGACUUUCCACCCUGGUUGGGGAGGGACUUCUCUGCAGCCGGUAAUUCAAUCCUUGUACUGCAGACCUUUAAAUAUCUCCCUUGAAAACCUCCAAGCGGCCACGUGGUGUAAGCCUACCCUGAGCACCUUGCAGUGAAUGGAGAACAUACUGGUUCUGCUCCCGAAGCACCGACAGGAACACAGGCUCUGCAGACGCUCAGCUGCAUGUGCCUUGCUGCAGGUUUUUUCUCACAGAGCAGUUUUCUCCUUGUCUUUAAUAGAGACAUUCACUUCCUGUAAACCUCUUUAAUGGGAUAAAUCAAUUGGACUGAUCAGGUUCAAUACCAGAUCAGGUAGACAAUUCUACUUUGACCUUGCCAAAACAGUUAGGCCAAGGCACGUUGAGCUUUCUUUGUCAAGCCCACUGUCUUCCAAAGGCUUCCGCAUGGUACUUUGGUUGAAAGAACAAGAAAAACUCCCCGACAUCGACAUGUCCUCCGGGGCCAUUGAGGUGAAGAAGGAGGGAGGCCCCCUGACACCGGCCUUCCUCAAUUCCAACAGCUCUGUCCACCCGGUAAUCCUCACUCAGGGCUCUGAGGAGGUGAGCCCAGGGACCGGGGCUGAGUUUGAGCUCACAGAGGUCACAUCUUUCCCAGAGAGGGCCGGUGAGACCGGGGAGGAUGAGGAGAGGUCAGAGAUUGUGGUGGCGCUGGACUGCCGUGCCAACGCAAAAGGUCAACGGGAAGAGGACGCUCUCCUGGAGAAUGCAAGCCAGAGCAACGAGAGCGACGACACCAGCACCGACCAGAGCCCUGAACCACCGGUGCCACUCAAGGAGACCUCCUUCUCCAUUGGCCUACAGGUGGUUUUCCCUUUCCUGCUGGCCGGGUUCGGGACAGUGGCAGCAGGAAUGGUGCUUGACAUCGUCCAGCACUGGACAGUGUUUACGGAGGUGUCGGAGGUGUUCAUCCUGGUACCAGCGCUGCUGGGGCUCAAAGGCAACCUAGAGAUGACGUUGGCCUCCAGACUUUCCACAGCGGCUAAUAUUGGUCAGAUGGACACAACCAAGGACAUGUGGAAGAUGAUCAUUGGGAACUUGGCCCUCAUUCAGGUCCAGGCCACAGUGGUGGGGUUCCUGGCCUCCAUAGCUGCUGUGAUCUUCGGCUGGAUCCCAGAGGGACACUUCCGGCUCGGCCACGCCGUGCUGCUGUGUGCAUCCAGCGUGGCCACUGCAUUCAUAGCCUCUCUGCUGCUGGGGCUCAUCAUGAUUGGUGUGAUCAUAGCAUCCAGGAAGGUUGGCAUCAACCCUGACAAUGUGGCCACACCAAUAGCUGCAAGCCUGGGAGACCUGAUCACCCUGUCCCUGCUGGCAGGCAUCUCAACAGGACUGUACAAGGAACUAGAAUUCAAUGACUAUGCCAACCCGCUGGUGUGUGUGGUGUUUGUGGCCAUAUGCCCCCUAUGGGUGCUGAUAGCCAGGAAGAUCCCAUCAACCAGAGAGGUCCUCUACUCUGGAUGGGAGCCGGUUAUCAUCGCCAUGGCGAUCAGCAGUGUCGGUGGUCUGAUCCUCGACAAGACCGUCACCGACCCAAACUUUGCUGGCAUCGCUGUCUUCACCCCGGUCAUCAACGGUGUGGGAGGAAACCUGGUGGCGGUUCAGGCCAGUCGUAUCUCCACCUAUCUUCACAUGAACGGUCUACCCAUGGGGGAUCCCAACCUCGCCCCCAGGAAGUGCCCCACACCCUGCACCUCCUUCUUAGGCUCCACUGUGAACUCUCGUUCGGCCCGUGUGCUCUUCCUCCUGGUUGCUCCGGGUCACCUCGUCUUCCUUUACACCAUCAACUACCUUAGGGGUGGACACACCACCCUGACGCCCAUCUUCGUCACCUUCUACAUGACUGCUGCACUACUUCAGGUGAUUAUCCUCCUCUACCUGGCAGACUGGAUGGUCCACUGGAUGUGGGGUCGAGGCAUGGACCCCGACAACUUCUCCAUCCCCUACCUGACUGCCCUGGGUGACCUGCUGGGAACCGGCUUCCUCGCCCUCUGCUUCCACAUAUGCUGGUUCAUCGGGGACAGAGAAAAUAAUGCGGGCAACUAAAUGCAUGCACAGACACACGCACAAAAACAAAACUGUACACUUGCACACAUGGACAGUGACGAACCUCACCCAUUAUCUGAAACUGGAAGAUGUCUACAUUAAAGGGCUAAUCUCUUGUAGGGCUCUCAUUGAGGGUAUAGUGCAGUAGGGCAGCGUUUCACCUUCAGGAUUUCAGGAUGCUGAUGCGCCACAGCUGCUGCCAAGAAUCCAGACAGAAUCUUUGUUUCACUGCAGAAACACUGGAAACACACACAUCUCCUUGUCAACCACCCAACAAACCUGCACCUGAUGGAUCCAACCCCACAAACUCCAGUACUCCUCCUCUACUUUACUUAAUAACUUAGUCCUACUACUUUUGUUAUUAUCACUCUAUUGACAAUGAUUGUUGGUAAAUAAUGUAUUUGAUAUGAAUCGAUACCUGUUCUAUUUGGAUGGCCAGUCCUCAUUAUUUUCAAUGGGGACUUUUAGCCCUACCAUUUUUUAAGAUCAACUUUCAACACUUGAAACCAAGACGACAGAGACAGCAAAAAAACUACAUUCAAAAAAGCCUAGAAUACUUAAUCACCAAGUGCUUUGCCAUAUAUCCAGAAAGAAUAUUACAUGAAAUCUAAUGUGUUUAGUUUUUGAUUUAAUAGAGUACACAAGGCUCUCUCUGUUUUACUCUGGCCUUGUGACAACAGGAAACAGGCUUGGGGAGGGUUUACUACAGGGGACUGGACCACAAACAGAACAAGAUAAAGCACUUUUUCAUUGGAUAGUUCAAUUUGAAUCAGGGCAGGGACUCAAGGUUGUAAUUUCUGAGGUUAUUCCUGCACAAGAAAGUACUCUUUAUUUCAGACCUGGAAUCAGAUUCACUGCCUAAAAAAUGCUAAAGUCAGCCUGCUACAGGAACAGACUCACCUCCGCCUCUCAAUUUAAAUGUUCCCACCAAUGAUACUUGUGUGUUCAUUCACACAAUAAUCUGUCUCUUUUACAUUUCUACCAAUUUUGCUAAAUACUACAGUUGUGAAAUGUCCUGCGCCAGAAACUUUCAUUAAAAAGUGAGCAAACACAAAACUGUGGAAAGUACUGUGUGGAAAAUGCGGGCAACUGUUUGUAAGGAAGGAAAAUGCACACACCUCAAGUGUUUGUCGCAGCUCACUGUGAUUAUUUUUGGUACCAAUCGGUUUGUCGCAAUUGGAUGAGAAUAGCACCAGUCCCCCCCCGUAUGAAACCAUCUGCCAACUCUCUACUUGUGCAGGCUUCUUGUUGUUUUUGUGUUGCCCAAGCCAGGCUUACAGUAAGUGACAAGAGGCUCAACAUGUUGCAAUAGACUGGAACAAACCUACAGAGCUUUCCCAGCUGGUACAGAGGGUGAAAGUAAGCAUGCUCAUAGGAAGUGCUCAGUUGGGUUCAGCUGGCACAGUCUGACUCCACAGAGAAGGUUCUGGUUGCUGAUGAUUUUAGGUAUUUGAUUUAGAUUCCCCAAAAAAAUGUUGGCCGUGCUGGACCACAUAAUUGUUCAAGUGAAAGACGGGCUGAUUAUGUUCUGUGAGGUUGGUCAACAGGUCCCAUCCUCGGAUUAGGAUGUUGGUGUUAUUGGUUUUUAUUGUGUUGCGAUUAGAUUCAGAUUCACUAAAAGAUCAGGGUCGUGCUUAAAGCUGUCCGAGGACCCAGUCACACAGCAAAAAACAGCAAAAAAUGUAGCUGCUCUAGAGCGUAAUGAUGACUGCCUGCUCUGCUUCCAGAAGUAGAGUUCCCGUUCCUUUCGAGUGAAGGAACUAUGCAUCCCAUAAACCCCUGCAAAUGAUCCUUUUACAACAACUUCCAGUGUGCUCCCUCUUGAAUCAGACCUUGGUGAAGCAAAUAUUUCACAUUGAGUUCAACUCAAGUGAACUUUACUUGUGGUUAAAAGUCCUGCGAGUGUGGGGAGUGAAAGGAAUCUAAAAUGGAGGGAGCUAUCAUAUUAGCAAUAGACAAUAAUGAAACAGGAUAUCCAUCUUUUAAACAAACUGUGUUAACUUGUUGCCCCAUUAGUGAUUAUUGAAGCCAGCAAGGUUUCUGUCAGUUGGCAAGUUGUGUUAGCUUUUGUUAGCUGAUUUACAAUAUGGACAAUAAAACACCAGGGCUUAGUAAAAGCCACAGCACAGAGAAAAUCGGAACUAGCGGAGCUACUGUGAGUUGCAGCUUGUUGCUAAUGCUUAUAAAUUGUUUGAUCACAGCUUGUGCAUCGACGAGGAAUUGUUUGGAUUUUGGCACCAACCUAUAGGAAUCUGAGGCUAGCUAAGAUAUUAGCUGUGUUACAGCAAUACAUUUUAUACUUUAUACUUUAGAAUAAACUGUCUGCUCCAUGAUAGAGCUGCAGUCUCUUGUGAGCCAUUAGCCAGACGUUCAUGUCGCAAACACAUUUCUUUCCUAAUUGUCUGAUAUCUAUAUUCAGACAUACAAAUACAUUUUUCUCUGGUAGUGUCUGGUGUGACUGGGUCCUUAAAGUUAUAGAAAACUUUUUAUACAUAAAAAUAAUGAAAUAACUACACACACACACACUCACAUAAACGUCCACCAGACUCAGCCGACCUGAGCGGACUCUCUCUCUAAGGGCUUACAUGUGAGGAGGGGAACGACAAAGGAAGCUGUGAGUACAGACUGUACCGAGUACAGACGUUAACCCAGAGGUGAAGCCCAGUGUCUUAGGAGAAACCUGCAUGUGAUGCUUGACUUAUCCGGCGCUUGCCAAACUUCUGUGCUGUUUCAAUGGGGCCAGCAGAAUGCAUGUGCAGGGCACAUAGGAUGUGCAAAAUGUGAUUUUUUAAUCUGUCAAAAAUCUUUUAGUCAGAUUAUUUUUUUGUAUGUGUCAAUGAUGUUACAGUUGUGAUUUUUUUCUUUUUAUUCCUUCCCCUAAUCUUUUUAACUAUUGAUGAUUCUUGUUUUGUGUCAUGAAUUUCCCUGAGCAAAACAACCACUGUAAAGAUGAAGCAACUUCUCUGACGCUGGUCAAACACAGAAGUACUGUAAUCUGCAGAAUAGACAACAGAGGGCACCACAGGGAUUCUCUCAACUGCCCAACUUCUCUGUGCAGCUCUGUGUCCCCCUUGAUUCAAACCCACUGGUGUCCACCCUGAGUCACAUUCGCCUUUUCUCAACAUUUACCAUGUUGAAAAAGUUGCGUCCUUCGAUCCGUCAUCUUUCAGUCUGUAUACUCCACUCUCUUACUGACCAGGUGCCAGCAUUCUGCCUCUAUGUCAAUGGAAAGUUGUGAAUACUUCUAUAAGGGGGGCAAGUAAUGCUUUGUCUAUUUAUUUUUAGAAGCACACAAAGCAAAUUGUACAUACUAUAUUUAUUCUAUAUAUAAGGUUGUUUAUUUUGUAAUUUCAUUUUGGCUCAGUUUCUUUAUAAUCAUGUUAUUGUCAUUUUCUCUUCUCUUUAAUGUGUUCUAUUUUUUUUGCAAAGGCCAGUAGAGCUUUUUGGCGCUUACGCAAUAGGAUGUCGGUGAUGCUAAUGAAUAGCACAGUGCCUAAUACCAGUCUUACACACUUCACACACACACACACACACACACACACACACACACACACACACACACACACACACACACACACACACACACACACACACACACACAACUUGUCUCAUGCAGGUAUUAUAAGACAUAGAAAGGCCUUAACCUAUCAGAGCCAAGCUCGAGUCAGAGUAACCAAUCAGGAGCUAGGUGUGCCACUGAGUAGCAACUCUUUGAUUAGUUUUGAUUAAUAAAAGAUGUACGUUAUGUUGAUUAUGAUGUGUAAUGUAAUAAAGAUUGUAAGGGCUGGCAGCGUCAGUUACAACCUUUUGUUCAAGUGAAUCUGCAAAAAUCAGGACGAGCUGAGUGGAAAACCAGCAGGUUGGAUUUACAGGGCUCAUGAAAGGUCUGAAUUCAAAUUACCAGUAGAAGUAAUAUAUAUAUCAACCUACAAACAAUACAAGUGCAAAAAAUGAUGUUUCCUCUGCUAUAUAACACACGCAGCCUUAAAACCCUCCAUCCAACUACUGCCUUGUUAACCUCAGUGCUUCAAACCCUUGAGCCCCUGAACUCACAGGGAACCAUGCUGAUCCUCAGGCUGCCAACAUCCACAUCAAGAUCGAGACUUUGAUUCAGACUCUAAAUGUCCACCUGUCCCAGCCAGUAAUGUUGCCUAUAAGGAAGAAACUGCUGUAGAAACAUGUACAGUCUUACUGGGGCUGAGGUCUUUAUGUUCUCUGUGUGUUCUUCUUGUAAAAGCCCUCCCUCUGUGAGGCAGGAGGAAGGCUUUCUCCCUGCAGGACUUUGUAAAUUGCUGGAAAUAAAGGACUAUAUUAUUUCAUACCA
Molecule: messenger RNA, 6704 nt
Organism: Hippoglossus stenolepis (Pacific halibut)
Lineage: Eukaryota; Metazoa; Chordata; Actinopteri; Pleuronectiformes; Pleuronectidae
Gene: slc41a1
Product: solute carrier family 41 member 1
Exons: 12
Coding region: 725-2380 (551 amino acids)
Biological process (GO): monoatomic cation transport
Cellular component (GO): plasma membrane
Molecular function (GO): monoatomic cation transmembrane transporter activity
Source: RefSeq, a predicted model, not a curated record